AUGACGACAACAUAAUCAGCAAUAAUCAAGUAGGUUAACUUUUCCUAUGAUCAUAAUAAACUACAAAACCUGCUAGUCUUUCUCCUGGCUUUUAUCGUGAUCGACUAUGUAUUCUUGAAAGACUUAUUGUUCUAAGUAUCGCUAAAGCACUAGAUAAUGAUGAACGAAGAGUACCAUUCCAAACACGCCGAGAAUUUCUUUGAGGUAAUGAGUGAACUAGGAGAUGGGAUUGGAAUUGCACUUUUCCUUUCAUUUGCUGCUUGUGUUUUGUCAACAGAGAGCAUAGUCAUUUGCUGUAUGGCUCAAGGAAUUGGUUGCGCUAUUGUGAUUCUUUUGAAAAGCAUCCACUGUGAACCACGCCCAUUUUUCCUUAUUGACAACUUAUACCCUAGGAAAUGCAGUCUCGAACACGGCGAUCCAUCUGGCCACUCUUUUGUUAGUGCAUCACUGUUACUAUGUAUCACAGAUAGAUACAUUCAUCAAUAUAAAGUAUAAAACAAGGUUAGAGCAUGGUCAAUUCCUGUAGUUUUGAUAUUAUUGAUUGGUUCUUCAAGAAUAUACAAUGGCUAUCAUACUUAUAACUAAGUAGUUUCAGGUUUUGUUUGGGGAACUUCUACCUAUUAUUUUCUAUGCUAUGUUAUAGUAGACUACCUCAAUAACUUUUCAAGAUAGUUUAGAUUUUUAUCGAAUUCUCAGAAAUUCUGGAACCCACUUACCAAGGUCUUUUUCUACGGAUACAUCAUUUAAACUGCUCUAUAUUUCUAUAACAUUUCCUACAGACCUACCCCUGAGUCAUGGUACGAAAUGACUAGAAAAAACUGCCCCACUCGCAAAUUCAACAUUGACCCAAAGCUAACUGAUUUCGAAAAAUACAGCAUCACUUCAACAGUGAUUGGAGCUAUAAUUGGCUUGCAAUUUGAGGAUACAUUUUUACCAACUAAAGAUAUGCUUAAGCACUUUGAAGUGCCGUUUAAAUAUCUAAUUCCUAGUCUUAUUGUUACUUUUAUCGGCAUGUUAUCAUCCAUUAUCUCUACAUUAGUAGUAUCUCACAAUGAUCCUUUUAUUUUAGUUCUAUGGGGUAAAAGCUUUAUGCCUUGUUUUACAGCUGGCUUUUAUCAAACAGGCUUAAGUAGAUAUGUCUUAUACAAAUUUAAUUUGAUAAACACGACAAUAGUUGUAGAAGAUGCGCAAAUUAAAAAAGUGAAGUGA
This is a messenger RNA of Stylonychia lemnae, 1209 nucleotides long. The record is from the annotation of a GenBank genome assembly. NCBI's taxonomy places the organism in Eukaryota, Ciliophora, Spirotrichea, Sporadotrichida, Oxytrichidae.